Molecule: messenger RNA, 3660 nt
Organism: Labrus mixtus (cuckoo wrasse)
Lineage: Eukaryota; Metazoa; Chordata; Actinopteri; Labriformes; Labridae
Product: N-chimaerin
Exons: 15
Coding region: 117-1496 (459 amino acids)
Biological process (GO): signal transduction; positive regulation of GTPase activity; regulation of small GTPase mediated signal transduction
Molecular function (GO): GTPase activator activity
Source: RefSeq, a predicted model, not a curated record
AGAGGGCGAGACUGAUCACGUGACCCAGCAAGAUGGCGACUACAAUGUAGAAUGGAUGUGAAUGAUUUAAAAUAAGCGGAAAUUUGGAUCAGCUGGUUAAUUAUCACAAAAUCAAGAUGGCCCUAAAUGUGUUUGAUCAUGAUGAAUACAGGCCACCGGUGUGGAAGUCUUACUUGUACCAGCUCCAGCAGGAGGCGCCGCACCCUCGCAGACUCACCUGCACCUGUGAGGUAAACAAUCGACCUAAAUACUAUGGAAGAGAGUACCAUGGGAUGAUCUCCAGAGAAGAGGCCGACCAGUUACUGAGUCAGGCCGAAGGCAGCUACCUCAUCAGGGAGAGUCAGAGACAGCCGGGCACGUACACACUGGCUCUGAGAUUUGGGAACCAGACGAGAAACUUCCGUCUCUACCACGACGGGAAGCACUUUGUCGGAGAGAAGAGGUUCGAGUCCAUCCAUGACCUGGUGACAGACGGCCUCAUCACACUCUAUAUCGAGACAAAGGCCGCGGAGUACAUCGCUAAGAUGACCAUAAACCCCAUCUAUGAGCACGUUGGCUACACCACCUUAAACCAGGAGCCCACCCUGAAAAAGCACCUGCCGCUCAGCCCCGAGGCCCCGGACGGCCCCGCUCCGGCCAAAGACGACUGCAACUCUGAGGAGAGGCUAACAUCGCUGGUGCGGCGGGCCACCCUGAGGGAGAGCGACUUAGCGCCCAAGUACGAGAAGGUCCACAACUUCAAGGUUCACACAUUCAGAGGCCCCCACUGGUGUGAGUACUGUGCCAACUUCAUGUGGGGUCUCAUCGCUCAGGGAGUCAAGUGUGCAGAUUGUGGCUUGAACGUCCACAAGCAGUGCUCCAAAGUGGUGCCGAACGACUGCCAGCCGGACCUGCGGCACGUCAAGAAGGUGUACAGCUGCGACCUGACCACGCUUGUCAAAGCCCACAACACCAAGAGGCCCAUGGUGGUGGACAUGUGCAUACAGGAGAUCGAGGCUAGAGGUCUUCAGUCGGAGGGUUUGUACAGAAUAUCAGGCUUCAGUGAGCUGAUCGAAGACGUCAAGCUGGCCUUUGACAGAGACGGAGAGAAGGCUGACAUCUCCUCAAACGCUUACGAGGACAUCAACUGCAUCACGGGAGCCCUCAAGCUCUACUUCAGGGAGCUGCCGAUCCCCCUCAUCACGUACGACGCACACCCACGCUUCAUAGAAGCCGCAAAGAUCACAGAUCCAGAGAAACGCCUGGAGGCUGUACACGAGGCCUUGAAGCUGCUGCCGCCUGCUCACUGCGAGACGCUGCGAUACCUCAUGGCUCACCUGAAGAGAGUCAUCCAGGCGGAGAAGGAGAACCUCAUGACCAGCGAGAACCUGGGCAUCGUCUUCGGCCCGACGCUGAUGAGAGCCCCCGAGCUGGACGCCAUGACAGCGCUCAACGACAUCCGCUACCAGAGACUAGUGGUGGAAACGCUCAUCACCAACGAGGACGUGUUGUUCUGAGAGGAGGCGGGACGUGAAAAGACGGAAGGAGAAAAAAAAACUGACUUUACCAGAAGAUGAAGAAGAAAAACCUGAAACUUGGACUUAAAGUUCUCUUCAUGUUGGAUCGAAGGACAAUGAAGGAUACGUCUUUGUAAAGGAGGACUCACUUUAGGACAACAAGGUGGAAAAACGCAAACUUUUCUCAUCCACAAAACUCAAGACGUUAUUUUCAAGCCUUACUCGGUAAAAACAGACGACCUUUAUCACUUUUGGCAAACAGGAACACCUGAAUUAUUGCCUCCAUCAUUUGAAGAGAUUAACAGCAGCACUGCAACAACAUCAUCAGUGACGCAUCAUCAGUUUGUAUGUUGUGUCUUUUUUUUUUUUUUAAACGGAUGCCUUGACGUUUCAGCUCUUCCUGCUCAACAUGUUAUUAGCAUUGUUAGCGUCGAGCUAAGGAGCCACGUCUGCGGUUUCAGUGAGGAAAAGCUGCUUUCUCAUCAACGUUUUCCUCCAGUUUUGGAGGUGAGCGGCUGCUCCCGACCUCCUUUGGUCCUCCUCAAGCGGAGAAGAAGAUGAAAACAGCUUCCACAGCUGCAGACGGCUGGAUGGACGAGUGAAUCUCUCUUAAAUGGAGUUAAAGUGACUUGGACCUAUUCCUCUCUUUUUAAAAACUCUUUACUUUACAGCUCCCUCUGCUGUUCCAUUAGCUGCACUGUAACUAUAUCAUUUCUUUAACAGCUUAUUUGUUUUUAUUACUAAUAUAGAUAAAUAAUGCCCCCUUUAAUCUCUAGUAUAAAUGUUGUUUUUAACUGACCAAUAACAUCCGAUCCUGGCACUGAAGCAGCUGCAAAUUAAACAGUUAAACAUCUUUUGUUACGAUGUUUUCUCUUCUCAACCAGCCUGCUUCUUUUUGUUUUUAAAAGCUCAGUUUGAAGUGGAAGUUAAAGACGAUUUCUGCUGUUAUUUGCAGCUCUGCCGACUCCUCAACCCGGAUUUAAAUCUAUAAAUUAGCAAAGCAUCUACAACCUUAACUAGAUGAUAAAUAACGAUGAAUUGGCCAUGGAGAAAUGAACACAGAGAGGCAGAUGGAGAAGAGAAAACACCCCAUCAUGAGUGACAAUGUGAAAUUAUGUUUGUUCUUUUUAUAGCAAUAUUGUCAUUAAGCCUUGUUGCCGGGCAGAUUAUGUGCUAAAACGUACUAAUAGAUUUUUUUUAUUGCAUGUCUGGCUGCAGUUCAGUAAUAAUGUUCUAGGCGUGUCAGCUUAAUUGGACCUGAUGGAAAAAUUCAGAAGCUUUAGUGUCACUGAGUAUUUGAGAAAUAAUGAAACUCCUCCUGACAAAUAAGAGCGAUGAAGCUCGAGUAAACAAGAACCCCUUUAUACGAGUUUUCACUUUCAGCUUGCUCGUUUCACAUUCAAUCUUUUACUUGAUUCUUAUUGUUGGACUGUCUGCAGCUCUGUCAUCUAACUGUGAAACUGUGAGAAAUAAUAAGACUUACACAUCACUAAAGACGGCCAGUUAGAGUUCUGUUUAUGAUGUUUUAAUCUGAAUACUUUAACAGAUAUGUGAGCAUCAGCUACGGGCUAAACAUCAACACUGAAGGUUAUUUUGAAAUGUUGUGGCCAUGUUGUGAUGUAAGAAAGCAGUAUUAAUGUGGGACGAAGUUGCCAAUCGUGAGUAAUAUGAAGGAGUGUAUUAGCUGUGAUCUUUCUUUUUUUUAAACUUGUGCCAUUUAGAAAGGUGGAGGCGUAGGAUGAAUGCCUUGUGCAUGUACAAACCCCACCUUAACUAACACUUAAACCUCCUCUUCUUUGGUUUACUACCCCCAUUUCUGUCGGGGGGGAGGGGGAUUACUUUGACCUGUUUCACAAAGCAAAGUGGGAGUUUGUAAAAUAUCAAACUGGAUGUAAAAUAAAAGUAACAUGAUCUUUUUCUAACCUCUUUUUUUUUUUUUUUUACAUGUUUUUAUUUGAACAGUUUAGACUUUAUGUUGUUUAUUCCCCGUUUAUCUAACAUGUACUAACCACAGUAAGACUAACCUGAUGAGCCUUCAGCGAUCUGUGACACUUGCUUUUUUUUUUUUUGCAUCACAAAAUGUCUUUUUUUUAUUAUUAUUGUCAUUGCUGUACAGUAUUUUCUAUAUGGUUUAUGCAUGGUGAAAUUAAAUUAUUAAAACAUG